AUGUAUAUCAAUCUGCAAUCCGGAGGCCGAGCGCCGUGGAGUCUCGGGCACAGGAGGGAGGGUCGUCCGCUCGAAGCCACCUGGCCGCAGGCGUUUGAGGCGUCCGUCCCCGUCGCCGAGCGCGACACCGCGGUCACAAAGAGACAGGUCUCCAUAUCUGGCGGGCAGACGACCAACCUCACAGUCGGCAUCACGGUCGGCGUCGCCGUCCUCCUCUUCCUUCUCGGGGCGGGCGCGUUCAUCUACUGCUACGGAAUAUCUCUCAGAAAGAUCGGCCGCCGGAGACGUCGCCACUCCCGCCGCAACCGCCGUUAUCAGCACAAGUCGGUCAGCUCAGGGAGCUCCAAGAGCUCGGCCGAAGGCCCCCCGGCGUCCCAUGCGUCUCGUUCGGCUCCGCCUUCUGCUGCUCCGGCAAACGAUCCCCCAGCCGACCCCCCUGCCGACCCUCCGGCCGAUCCCCCGGCUGAUCCCCCAGCCGAUCCGCCUGCGGAUAAGUAG
This is a messenger RNA of Colletotrichum graminicola M1.001, 498 nucleotides long. RefSeq lists its product as uncharacterized. The transcript has a single exon. The record is from RefSeq and is a predicted model, not a curated record. The coding region runs from base 1 to 498 and encodes 165 amino acids. NCBI's taxonomy places the organism in Eukaryota, Fungi, Ascomycota, Sordariomycetes, Glomerellales, Glomerellaceae.